AUGAUCAACAGACCGGAUAUGACGGAAGUCGCCUUGUGCUCGCUCGUUGAAAUAGAUGUAGAACAUGGAUGUCUUGUUUGGUUACUGCUCGGCACCGAGUUUACCCGCACCGAGAACUACUACGGAGUAUUGAAUAAACGCCGGAACAUUUCCACGCCGCGGAGCUGUCAGCCCACCACGCACCCAGCAUCUGCACAGAAUACAAGGCCCGGGAACAUGCGGUUAAUUGCUACUGGCAGGGCCUUACGUGCUGGCAGUGGCCGAUGGUCAAUUGGCCCUUCUGCACGCGGGAGGAGAGGCCUUCCGCUGUUGCGCCAGCAGCAACCGCACGCCGCAGUCGGCCUGAGAUUCUCGAGCUCGUCGCCAGCUUCGCAGACACAAAAAGAAAAAAUUGAGUCCCCCAGAACGACGGCUGGAAGUCCUCGACGUUUCUCGACACGCCCAGGAAAUCAAAUCAUCGUCGAGGGAAGGCCUUACGCAACCGAUGAAUGGAUGAACACGCCGGAUACCAUCCUCUCUCACGUUAGCCGUCGCUUAUACCUCGACGAGAACCAUCCUCUGGCCAUCACUCGAAAAUUGAUCGAAAGCCAGUUCCCCGGUCCUGUCUUCGGCAAUUAUGUGGAGGAAGACCCCAUCGUUACUACAGAGCAGAAUUUCGAUGUCCUUGGCUUCCCCCCAGACCACCCGGGUCGCAGUCGCACCGAUACCUACUACAUCAAUGAAAAGACUCUUCUGAGAACGCAUACGAGUGCGCACCAGUCUGCGUACUUCCGGCGCAUAAACAGUAACGAGAAGAUACGCCCCGAAGAGGAAGGGUAUACGGUGACGGCCGAUGUUUAUCGCCGUGAUUCCAUCGAUCGCAGUCACUACCCCGUUUUCCACCAGAUGGAAGGCGCCAGGCUGUGGAAACGUCCCAGAGUUGAUCCCUUGAAGCAUGCUGCGGAAACUGCCUCCAUGAUCUGGAAAGAUGUGGAGAAGAUCCCCUCUCACGAUGUCGUGGUUGAAGAUCCCAACCCGACCAUUCACCCCGAGCGGAAUCCUCUCCAGGCAGAUCAUCACAGCGCUGAGGAAGUCGAGGCCGUCGCUGCACAUCUCAAACGCUCUCUGGAACGGAUGGUGGUGAAGAUUUUCUCAGAGGCUGCCAAAGCCGCCAAGGGUUCUGAUGCAGGGCAAGAACCUCUCAAGGUCCGCUGGGUUGAAGCUUACUUCCCCUUUACCAGCCCUUCGUGGGAGCUGGAGGUGUUCUGGCAGGGUGACUGGCUCGAGAUCCUAGGGUGCGGGAUCAUCAAGCAGGAUCUGCUCAUCAAUUCCGACGUGCCCGAUCGGAUCGGAUGGGCUUUCGGCGUGGGGCUCGAGCGUAUCGCGAUGCUGCUCUUCAAUAUUCCAGACAUCCGUCUUUUCUGGUCCCGCGACGAGCGUUUCCUUUCUCAAUUCACCGCCGGGAAGAUCACUCGGUUCGAGCCGUUCUCCAAACACCCAGCUUGCUACAAGGACGUGGCAUUCUGGCUCCGGUCAGCCACUUCGAGUGGAGGCAGCGCCGCAGGCGGCGUGGUGCCUUUCCACGAGAACGAUAUCAUGGAGAUUGUUCGGGAUGUCGCCGGCGACCUUGUCGAGGAUGUCAAACUGGUGGACGAGUUUACGCAUCCCAAGACGGGCCGGAAGAGUCUGUGCUACCGCAUCAACUACCGGAGCCUGGAACGGACGCUGACGAACAAGGAGGUCAACGAAUUGCAUGAGAAAGUGCGAGAGAAGUUGGUUGAGAAGACGGGUGUUGAGUUGCGGUGA
Rasamsonia emersonii CBS 393.64 is the source of this 1785-nucleotide messenger RNA. Its product is annotated as Phenylalanine--tRNA ligase. Gene Ontology annotation, cellular component: cytoplasm; mitochondrion. NCBI's taxonomy places the organism in Eukaryota, Fungi, Ascomycota, Eurotiomycetes, Eurotiales, Trichocomaceae. The transcript has a single exon. Bases 1 to 1785 code for a protein of 594 amino acids. Gene Ontology annotation, molecular function: phenylalanine-tRNA ligase activity; ATP binding; tRNA binding. The record is from RefSeq and is a predicted model, not a curated record. Gene Ontology annotation, biological process: phenylalanyl-tRNA aminoacylation.